Messenger RNA from Rhagoletis pomonella (apple maggot), 2429 nucleotides. RefSeq names its product esterase B1. The record is from RefSeq and is a predicted model, not a curated record. Gene Ontology annotation, molecular function: cholinesterase activity. NCBI's taxonomy places the organism in Eukaryota, Metazoa, Arthropoda, Insecta, Diptera, Tephritidae. The transcript is spliced from 6 exons. Bases 87 to 1793 code for a protein of 568 amino acids.
AAGUACAUACGCUACGCGUUUAUUUGUAAAAAGAAAUAUUUAAAUAAAAAAAAAAUUAAAAAUUAAUUCCAAAGAAAAAAAUCAACAUGGCAGCCAUGCAGACGAUCGAUCAAAUAAAGCUGGGCUUUAAAAUGGUCGAUUUUAAAGUACAACAAAGACGUUUUCGUACCAGCGAAAAAACAAUUGUCAGCACUAUUUAUGGACCAAUAAAGGGUGUUAAACGCAAGUCCAUCUAUAGUGAUUCGUACUACAGUUUCGAAAAAAUACCAUUCGCUAAACCGCCGGUAGGUGAGCUGCGCUACAAAGCACCACAACCGCCAGAGCCAUGGAUAGAAGUGCGGAGUUGUACUUCACGCGGGCCGAAGCCAUUGCAAAAGCAUUUCGUAUUUCAAAUGACAGAAGGCUCCGAAGAUUGUCUCUAUCUAAAUGUGUAUACAAAGAAUCUAAAUCCACAAAAACUCAUGCCGGUCAUGGUGUGGAUUUAUGGCGGUGGUUUUCAGUUUGGUGAAGCCUCUCGUGAACUUUAUAGUCCCGACUAUUUGCUGCGCGAAGAUGUCGUGAUUAUUUCAAUAACAUAUCGCUUGGGGCCAUUUGGCUUUCUCUCUAUGGAAGACCCCACUUUUGAUGUACCUGGCAAUGCCGGUCUCAAAGACCAAAUUAUGGCAUUGCGUUGGGUGAAAGCGAAUUGUGAACGCUUCGGCGGUGACAGCAAUAAUAUAACACUUUUCGGUGACAGCGCUGGCGGUGCCUCUGUGCACUAUAUGAUGAUAACCGAUCAAACAUGUGGUCUUUUUCACAAAGCGAUAUCCAUGUCGGGCAAUGCACUUUCACCCUGGGCAGUAACACCUCAACGCAAUUGGCCAUAUCGGCUAGCAGUGGCCGCUGGCUAUGCGGGUGAAAAUAAUGAUACAGAUGUUUUUGACUUUCUAGGCAAAGCAAAAGGUGCUGAUAUUGUGAAAGCAAAUGAGGAUCUUUGUUCGGAUGAAGAAAAACGUGAACGCAUUGGUUUCUCCUUUGGUCCAGUGAUCGAGCCAUAUGUGACUGAUCAUUGUGUGGUACCCAAGAAACCGAUUGAAAUGAUGCGCACCGCAUGGAGUAAUCACAUUCCCAUGAUUAUUGGUGGUGUAUCGAAUGAGGGAUUGUUGUUGUAUUCGGAGACCAAAAAAAAUCCCAAAUUACUCAACGAACUUGGCGAUUGCCGUUUUGUGGUGCCACUCGAACUUGGCAUGGACCGCGAUGGCGAUCUGUGCAAGGAAUAUGGCCUACAAUUGCGUAAAGCUUACUAUGGUGAUAAGGAGCCGAGCUUAGAAACUUUACAUGAGUACCUGUUGAUGGUUUCCCACGAGUACUUCUGGUUCCCCAUCUAUCGCACAGUAUUGUCACGCACGGCGCAUGCCACAGCACCCACCUACUUGUAUCGUUUCGAUUUUGACUCGAAACAUUUCAACCAUCUGCGCAUACUCAGCUGUGGCAAGAAAGUACGUGGCACCUGUCAUGGUGAUGAUCUUUCCUAUUUGUUUUACAACUCAUUGGCGCGCAAGCUGAAGAAUCAUACACGCGAGUACAAAUGCAUUGAGCGGCUGGUUGGCAUGUGGACACACUUUGCCAUGCAUUCCGAUCCCAACUUUGAUCCGGAGUACGUUGAUCUAUGGCAGCCUGUAACGAAGGAUAAUUUUGAGAAACGACAACUAAAGUGCCUUAAUAUUUCCGAUGAUUUGAAGGAGAUUGAUGUGCCCGAAUUGAAGAAGUUACAAGUAUGGGAGAACUUUUUUUGCUGUGAUGAAUUAAUUUGAGGAGAUUUAUUAGGGGUAGUGGAAUUAAUUUGACCUGAGUAGCUAAAGGUAAACAAAUUGAAUGUGGCUGCCUCGGAUUAGAUUUAAGAGUUUCUUAUAGCAAAGCUUAGAAAAUAUGUACACUGAUUGACAAGCUUUUGAGUGAAGCUUUAUGAAAUGUGAAACAUUAUUAUUCUAAGAAUUAUUCUAUUAAGAUUUUUGACUUCAAUUUGAUACAAAAAAGAAGCAGUAAGGAUUUUAAAAAUACAUACUAACAAAAUUACGUUUUAGAAGCUUUUUCGAAGCUUUCUAUGAAUUAUAAGGGGGAUAACAAAGUCUCUCUGGCCAUCGCGGUUCAAGAAAGCUUUAAAUAGUUUUUUUUCGCCAUAACUCAAAGAAAAAAGAGAAAAAGCUCCUCAAGUUGAUCACAAUUGGUUAAAAAGCGUAAAAGCUCGCUUUAGCGAACAUUGUUUUUCUUAUCGGUACGUAGGUACAAAGGGUAAAAGCUCUCUUUGGUCAUCACAUUUUUAACCAAAUUCUUUGUGGAAAAUUAUAGCUACAUAUUGUUUUGAGCUUUUUGAAAAAACGAAGCACCAAAAUUUUUGAAAUCUAGAAAUAUUCAAAUAAUUUUUUUUUUUAUAUUAUAUGUAUAUUGAA